AUGGCAGAUGAAUUUCACCUAGGAAGUGGAGGAAACUGGUGGGAUACAUCAAGAAACAGAUUUGAAACUGGAUCAUCAGCACAAAAAUCUUCGAUUUCUACAACUUUAAAUAGCUUAGCAAGCUUUGGAUGGACGAUGGAAAUGGUGGAUGACAAAGCAAGGUCUUCAGUGGAUACCGGGACAGUUCCCGGUAGCUCCAUGGUAUUCCAAGAUUCGCAUAAGUUGCAAGGGCAAGAUCAAUCUUCCGGUGGCGCCUUAUUAGCCGACCCAAACUUGCACAUGAUGGCUUUAGGCCUUUCUUCUCAAGCCAUGGAUUGGAACCAGUCCCUAAUUCGUGGAGGAGAAAAAACUGAGAGCAGUUUUCGUUCUAUGCUUCAAGAAGAUUUGAGCAAUUCAAAUAGAAAUUUUCAUCAAGUAACUGGUGCAGCACCUUCUCAAGAUCAAUGGAGGGAGAAAUUAUAUUCUGCAAAUUCUGAGGAUUCUAAUGUGAAUGAAUACAAGCAAAUCAACCGGGUUUAUUCUUUAGAUGGCACCGGUGAAACUGAAAGCACUACAAUUACAUCCCAGCAGGGUUUAGCCACCAGUUUUCCGGUGGAUUCCGCAGCCUAUGGCCUUCUGUUAUCUGAAAAUCAGCCACAUCAUUCGGCAUACAAAAAACGGCCCAUGAAUUUUCCGUAUCCAAUGAACUACGGAUCGAACACAGGUGAAUUUCCUCAGACAUUCUUAAGAACAACAGUGCCUCAAAAACAGCCUCCUGGUAAUAUAUAUUUCACCAAUAAAACUCCCUUCUGGAACGCAUCCGAUGACGUUCCACAUAGCUUCCUUUCUUCCUUGCCAACGCCAAUUCCUACACCGGCCUUAGAUGAAAAACCGAAGAAUAUUUCAGAAAUUCGGGAUUUGGGUACAACAGCAAAGAAAACAAGCACUCAAGUAUCAAAUAAAAGGCCAAAGAAUGAAACGCCAUCACCUUUGCCAGCUUUUAAGGUGAGAAAAGAGAAGAUGGGAGACAGAAUCACUGCUCUUCAACAAUUAGUUUCACCUUUUGGAAAGACUGAUACGGCUUCCGUGCUUUCUGAAGCUAUUGACUACAUAACAUUUCUACAUGAACAAAUCGGCGCCUUAAGUACUUCAUACAUGAAAAGUGAAGCUCCAAUACAACCCCAGCAGAAUUCUGAUAAAUCCAAGGUUCCUGAACAAGGACCGCGACAAGAUCUUAGAAGUCGAGGGCUAUGUUUAGUACCGGUUUCCAGCACUUAUCCGGUAACUCACGAAACAUCAGUCCUGUUUUGGACCCCGACAUUCGGAGGAACUACCAGAUAA
Molecule: messenger RNA, 1320 nt
Organism: Fraxinus pennsylvanica
Lineage: Eukaryota; Viridiplantae; Streptophyta; Magnoliopsida; Lamiales; Oleaceae
Source: the annotation of a GenBank genome assembly